CUCCGCUUCCAGGUCAACGCGUGCGGCAUAGAUCUUCCUCUUCCUCUUCAAUCGUAUACGAGUGACCUCAUCUGCUACGUUUGACCCUCCGCCGGUUAGUGCUCUAUAAUUUCCUUCGCCCUUUUGGUAGAGAAUUAGGAGGAUUCUGAGAAGCAAACCGAGUGGGACUCCUCGAAUCAAGUCCGUACCUUCAUCAGCAAAAAACAGGGGAAAAGAAUCCCCGAGUGCCCAAUCCAACCGAGUUCUUCGCGUAUUCGAAUCAGCUUACGGACGCCUGUAGAUUAUGAGGUCCGGCGGCACACCUGAGAAUAAUCAGAGUAUCGCCGAAGCUCCGUCAUUGGGUCUUUGCAAGUCGUCCAAGAUUGAUUUUGCCUAUACGGAGGCCUGUAGCCUAGCCUGGACAAUGAGCUUAUGGAGUCUAGCCAUACACCCAGCAUAUCUGUGCUCGCUGGUCCUCCGAGCUUUUGGUUCACUGAAGAAAUUCUGCAAGCACCCUCCACUGGUCAAGACUACGGAGGGCGCAUCGGCUGAGCUGCCUCAGGACAUCUUGAUGGGUAUAUUUGCCACCCUCGAGAUCCCCGACCUCGUCCGUGCCGGCUCGGUCUGCUCCUCCUGGCGCUCCGCCUACUCCAGCCUGCUCCUCCCUGGGCACUACACGCGCCCCCAGACGCCGUGCCUCCUCUACACAUCUGAAUCUGCCGGCGAGAGCGUCGCUUGCCUCUACAGCCUCGCGGAGAAGCGGACGUACAGGCUAACUCUUCCAGGGCCACCCAUCAGCACUAUGCAUCUGAUUGGGUCCUCGGAAGGCCUGCUUGUCACAGUCGAUGACAGAUCCGAGAUGCACCUUGUCAAUCCCAUAACCGGUGAACAGAUUCAUCUCCCUUCGGUGAUCACCAUUGAGCAAGUGAAGCCCAUCUAUAGUGACUCUGGUGCUCUCCACAAAUACGAGUACUCAAGCCACACCGCAGAAAGGGUUUACCGUCCGCCGUCGAUCUGGGCUCCGGAAGAGCUGAGGACCAAGCUUCACCAUAAAGCCUUUGUGUUUUCCGACGAUACGUGCAAUGGAUGCAUCGUGGUGGUGCUCAUACACAAUCCAUUUUGCCAGCUCUCGUUUGCAAGGGCAGGGGGUGAUAGCUGGACAUGGCUGCCACCACACACCCACUAUGAUGAUUGCAUUUACAAGAACGGCCUGCUGUAUGCGGUCAACUCAUUGGGAGAGAUCCACGCUUUCGACCUAAGUAGUGGUCCUGUUGUUACGAUGAAGAUGAUCGCACGGGAGUCCGAUCUCGAGGACCGGUUUCUGAAUGCUUACAUUGUGCAAGCUCCAUGGGGCAGUCUUCUUCAUGUGUGGAGACAGUACGAGCACUGCGAUUUAGAGCCCGAGCCUGGGGCAUCUGUGUUUUGGAACACUGGAGAGCUUAUAAUAUAUGAAGUCGAUGCUUCGUCGGGAGAGAGAAUUAAGAAAACCAGUUGCUUGCGCGACCAUGCCUUGUUUCUUGGGCACAAUCAAUCACUUUGUCUUGCUGCUCAAGACUAUCCGGCUCUCAGGGGAAACCAUGCCUACUUUACUGACGACAGUGUGCUUUGGACAAAGGGGUUCAAGAACAACCCCCGUGACAUGGGAAUUCUCGACCUGGGUAAUAACGGCAGGGAGGAACUUGUGUCCCCCCGGCUUUGCUCCAACUGCCCGGCUCCCGUGUGGAUUACACCCAAUCUUGGAAAGAUGAACUUGGCUUUCAACGAAUAGGUUUUAGCUUCCUUUAUCUAUAAUUAUAUGUAAUAAUUAUUUAGUUUGGUAGGCGGUAGUCCUGUGUUGGUCUACACCUUUUUGUGUGUGUUUUAGCACUCUACUCGUACACUAGAACAAGUUUUUAAGAAGUUUCAUGGUAAGUGUAUGCCAAAAUAUGAGAAAUAAAAGUAGACUUGUCCAAAAA
This is a messenger RNA of Aegilops tauschii subsp. strangulata, 1934 nucleotides long. Its product is annotated as putative F-box protein At5g55150. Gene Ontology annotation, molecular function: protein binding. The record is from RefSeq and is a predicted model, not a curated record. NCBI's taxonomy places the organism in Eukaryota, Viridiplantae, Streptophyta, Magnoliopsida, Poales, Poaceae.